Messenger RNA from Dreissena polymorpha, 1878 nucleotides. RefSeq lists its product as uncharacterized. NCBI's taxonomy places the organism in Eukaryota, Metazoa, Mollusca, Bivalvia, Myida, Dreissenidae. The transcript has 10 exons. Bases 336 to 1523 code for a protein of 395 amino acids. The record is from RefSeq and is a predicted model, not a curated record.
AAUGUAGGUUGCCUUUGUCUAUCUCGUGCGGCGAAAUUGCGACCAUAGAUUGAGCGAGCGAAAGAAAAUGGUUCGCUAAUAAGCUAUAAAAUUAAGGGAUAUCGGAAAAGAAAAACAGUUAAGGAUAAAAAUCUUAUUUAUAGCGUAGUAAACGAUAUUUUGUAUUACCAGCAGUUCGAGUGUUUCGUUGGAUAGUAAACAUUCUGGUUACGGCGCUAAUUUCCGGCUUCUUUUACCUUCUCUUUCGACGGCUAAAGAGGAUAUUUAUUAAUUGAUAUAUAUUGUCACACAAAAUUAUUAGAAUAGAGGGAGCAUCACGUUAAAGACUCGCCACUAUGGACAGAACUGUUGUUAUUCUCAUAAUUACAUUAACGUGGCUUCAUUCGUUAAAUGCAGCCUUUACUAAUUUGGCAUUGAAUAAGGCGACAACCCAAACCGAUACGCAUAUCGGAGGAGAUGCAUCAUUGGCUGUGGACGGGUCUAGUUUCCAGGCAUCUUCUUAUGCGGACUCUGGUUGUACAAGGACCGUGUCUGAGGACGCGUCUUGGGAGGUCGAUUUGGGAGACCUCUAUGUGAUAAAUCAAGUGAAAAUAAUAAAUAGACUUGAUUACGUCGUAGCACCUGAUAUUGAUCAGUGGGUUUCUUCGAUUGCAAGUUUUUCCACUGAAUAUACGCAAGAACUAGGAUGGACCGCCCGUGAGAUGAUUGGAGCAGCUAAUGUAUACCCGAACUAUGGCGAUAUAGAAGGGACAUGGUCUCCAAAGGAUGAGGGGAUCGGAAAUGAGUACAUUGAGGUAAUGUUUACGACGAAAGUUUACGUUUCUAAAGUUGACAUCUACGAGACGUGGAAUUCUGGGGGCGUGACGUCAAUCAAGGGGCUUCAAUCAGGGCAGUGGAUCGUUCUGUGGUCAGGGGCCGCAAGUCAUAUACAGAACGCCCGCAUUUUCAGUCCGCCCCUAUUGACGACCGAAUGUUUCACGAAUCAUAUCCGCAUCGAGGUGGACACUUCAAUAUCAAACUCGUGGGUCGAAAUAGAUGCAGUGAAGCUGCACGGGAAAGAAAACAUACAAGUUGGACGUUUGCAAGACGUCGAGGUAUAUUUCGCUAGAGAGAGAAACGCAUACACGUUAGUCAAUUAUCAAUCUGGUGUUGCCGGUGACAGUGUAACUUUCACCGAGGACAUGUUUGCACGCUGGAUCAAAGUCACACGACGAACGCCUUUUAAAGCACUCAGCUUAUGCGAGGUGUUGGUUAUCGGUUUUCUGCCGGAUGACACAGAGACCUUCCGGCGUCUGUCAUCUCACAAACCCAUUGGCACUUCACUGAAGGUCAUCAACAGUUUGACGUCAGUGAUGAAAUGCGCCGCGCACUGUGACCGCCAGAUGGCGCCAAGAUGUAGGUCAGCACAGUACAACCCGUCAACGAAAACAUGCUCUCUGUACCAGUGGUUUGACAACGCCUUGAACACAAACGCUAACUCCGUCAUGCUCGUACGUGAAUAUGGAGUGCGGUUUCUUACAUAACCAAGAAUCCGUCUAAUUGAAGGGACAAAUCGACGGCUGAUUAACAAUACAAUUAUCAUCAAUACGUUAAAACUAAAUGGUUGCAAAGCAUAUAGAUCUGUGUUUUAAAAGUACGUUUUAUGGGAUGUGUUAUUCCAUUUGUGUAUCAACACAAUUGUUAAAAAAUGUCUCAUAAUCGCAUCGUAUAAUGAAUUAUUUAAAUUCGUCUAUGUACUUUGUUUGUCUGUAAAUAGUUCAAUGUCGUGUUUGUUUGGUCAAAUUUUAUGUAAAAUGUAAUGGGAAUAUCUUGAUUUUUUUGUCGAGUGAAAUUAGGCGACGAUGGUUUAUUGCUUUAACGGCACUGAGUCUACGUUGU